This is a messenger RNA of Akanthomyces muscarius, 1401 nucleotides long. RefSeq lists its product as uncharacterized. The record is from RefSeq and is a predicted model, not a curated record. Bases 1 to 1401 code for a protein of 466 amino acids. The transcript has 4 exons. Gene Ontology annotation, biological process: ergosterol biosynthetic process; farnesyl diphosphate metabolic process. Gene Ontology annotation, molecular function: squalene synthase [NAD(P)H] activity. NCBI's taxonomy places the organism in Eukaryota, Fungi, Ascomycota, Sordariomycetes, Hypocreales, Cordycipitaceae. Gene Ontology annotation, cellular component: endoplasmic reticulum membrane.
AUGGGUGCGAUCUACUAUCUCAUGCAUCCUAACCAGCUGCGUUCCAUUAUCCAAUGGAAGCUCUGGCAUGACCCCGUUCACAGGCGCGACACCAGCAAGGAGUCCGCCAACCUCAAGGAGUGCUUCCGCUAUCUCAACAUGACAAGCCGCAGUUUCGCCAUGGUCAUUCAGGAGCUGAACCCCGAGCUCCUCGUGCCUGUCGCCCUCUUCUAUCUCGUUCUCCGAGGCUUGGAUACAAUCGAAGAUGACAUGGCGAUUCCUCUCGACAAAAAGACCCCCAUGCUGCGCAACUUCCACGAGACCAUGGAAAUUGACGGCUGGCAGUUCCACGGGAGCAAAGAGAAAGACGCCGAGCUGCUCGAACACUUUGACGUCGUCAUUACCGAGCUGAAACAGCUCAAGCCCCAAUACUACGAAAUUAUCAAGGACCUUACUCUCAAGAUGGGCAACGGCAUGGCAGACUACGCCGCCGACACCGACAAGAUCGAGAACGGUCUGCAAACGGUUGAGGACUACGAGCUUUACUGCCACUAUGUCGCUGGCCUUGUCGGCGAGGGUCUGACCAGACUAUUUGUCACCUCCGAAUUGGCCAACCCUAAGCUCGCUGAGCGACCCUCCUUGACAGAGUCCAUGGGCCAGUUCCUGCAAAAGACCAACAUCAUCCGUGAUAUCCACGAGGACUGGGUUGAUGCCCGUCGCUGGUACCCCAAGGAGAUCUGGAGCAAGCACGUUGACAAGUGGGAGGACCUCUUUGAGCUUUCCAAGCGCGAGCAAGCCCUCAACUGCAUUUCCGAAAUGGUGCUCGACGCCCUCAAGCACGCCGAGGAGUGCCUCUUCUACAUGGCCGGCAUGCGUGACCAGAGCUGCUUCAACUUUGUCGCGAUUCCCCAGACCAUGGCCAUUGCCACCCUCGAGCUCAUCUUCCGCAACCCCGCCAUCCUCGAGCGCAACGUCAAGAUCACCAAGGGCGAUGCCUGCCAGAUCAUGCUCGAGUCGACACAAAAUCUCUUCACAGUGUGCGAAGUCUUUCGCAGAUAUGUGCGCCGCAUUCAUAAGAAGAACGAUCCUCGCGACCCCAACUUCCUGGCCAUCAGCGCCCGCUGCGCCAAGAUUGAGCAGUUUAUCGAGACGCUGUACCCCAAGCAGGACCCAGCCAAGCUGAACGCUACGAACAAGAAGAGACAAAUGGACGAGCCCACUGCGGACCCCGGCGAGGGCUUCGUCCUGUGGAUGGUUGUCCUCCUGUCGCUUGGCUUCAUGGCUCUCGUCAUGGUCGGUAUUGCCUGGUUCUUUGGUGCCGACUUUUCCUCGACAUUCUCCGACGUGAAGAAGCUGUGGACCAGUCUCGACGCCCCCAAACCUCCCCAACCUCUCGCCGGUGCUGGUCGCGACGAGUUGUAG